CGGCGAUCAGUAUUGUGAGCAGGCUGCCAUUGAACGGCACGCGUUACUCUCGCGCACGCGUCGAUCGAAAAUACGAAUAAAAAAUACUCGGUUUUUCGGAGUUACACAAGGAAGUGAUUUCGGGCCGGUUUUUGAAAUAAUCCGAAUUUUUGUGAUAAAGUUUGUCAGAAAACUAAACAGUGUUGCAGUGUUUUGAAAUCGCUAUCUUGGUCCAUCCAGAUGCUGAGUUGCAUGGUAACAACAAUGGUCGCCAUCAUCAAAAUAAAAGUGAAAUAGUGAAGUGUAUUUCCUCUAGUCUUUGAAUUAUAAAGAAAUCUAAAAUUUUAAUUGUGUACUAAGAAAUGUCGCAUGUAUAAUUCGGCGACAAGUCCAAUCGGCGGUAGUAUAAUUCGUCGAGGAGUGUUAUUGUCAGUGGUAUAAUUGUGGAGAAACCAGUGUUUAUGUGUGAGAAGGCGGUGCUUAGUGGUAAAAUGACGAACAUUACUCCGGAGACCAGGAUUAUGAUGAUGAGACCCACAGAUGGGAGGGGCAGCUGCAGAAGACAGAUCUUAGCAGCACUAGCGGUAUCUCUGGGGCCAUUCGCAGCGGGCCUGAGCAAAGGCUACAUGUCGCCCGCUAUAUCGUCGAUGCAGGAGGCCAACGUGCCAGAAAGUUUCCCGGUCAGCGAUCAGCAGGCCAGCUGGAUCGCGAGUCUUAGUCUAUUAGGUGCUCUAGUCGGCGGUAUCCUCGGCGGCAUGGCCAUGAGGCUGGGCAGAAGGACGGUGUUGAUCGCCGCAGCGUUGCCGUACUCAUUGGUGUGGCUGGUCACAGCUCUGUCGACUGGAGUGGACAUGCUGGCUGCAACUUCCUUCUGCGGCGGUCUACUGCUGUGCUCGAUGACGAUGAUAACGCAGGUAUACGUCACCGAAAUUGCAGUACCAGAAAUCCGGGGCUGUCUCAGUUCAGUGCUCAAGAUCCUCAGCCAGAUUGGGAUCCUCAUAGCUUUUUCCCUCGGAGCUUACCUCAACUGGUACCAAUUAGCCCUGGUCGUCGCAGUGGCGCCUGUCAUGCUAUUCUUCGCUCUAUUAUUCGUCCCCGAAACUCCAUCCUCCUUACUCCUCAGAGGGAGAGAGCAGGAAGCAGAAAAGUCUUUACAAUGGUUACGAGGUCCCGAUGCGGAUAUAAGACAGGAAUUAGCAACCAUUCGCACGAACAUUCUGGCCAGCAAGCAGUACAAUGAUGGACGGAAUUGUAAACUGCAAGUUCUCCUAUCAAAAAGACUGACAAGACCUGUUCUGAUUACGUGCGGGUUAAUGUUUUUCCAAAGAUUCACUGGUGCCCACGUUUUUAACUUCUACGCUGUGUCGAUGUUCAAGAAGACAUUUAGAAUGAUGAACCCACACGGAGGAGCGAUCGCUACAAGCGUUGUGCAACUUUUAGCGUCCUGCUUGUCUGGCAUGCUGAUAGACAACGUAGGUAGACUGCCUCUUCUGAUGACCAGCGGGGUGAUGAUGUCUAUAGCGUUAGCUGGCUUCGGAUCUUACGCUUACUACGAAGAUGUUAUUAGGAAUUCGGCGAGUGCGGCUCAUGACGCCGGAGCAUAUGAUUGGAUUCCUUUAGUGUGUGUUCUUACAUUCACGAUAGCAUUUUCUUUAGGCAUCAGCCCCAUUUCAGCACUUCUGAUUGGAGAGCUGUUUCCUCUGGAGUACCGAAGCUUGGGUAGUGCUUUGGCAACUAGCUUUAGUCAUCUUUGUGGUUUUGUUAACGUGAAAACCGCAGCAGAUUUCCAGGACCAUAUAGGUCUAUAUGGUCUUUUCUGGAUGUACGCUGGUAUUGCGGUGCUAUGUCUACUGUUUGUUGUGCUUUUUGUGCCGGAAACAAAAGGACGUGAGAUUGAUGAAAUGGACCCCAAGUAUGUCGAGUCACUCUGCAUUAACCGAUAGUAUUUUAUAGACUUUUUUAAUGGUUUUUUUCUGAGGCAGCUUGGAGUAUGGUAUGCGUCCAGUAUUAUAGAUACACAAGUAGUGAUGUAAAGUGCCUUUUUUGAGCCGAUUGUUAAAAUUGGCAACUAUCACACAAAACAAAUCUUAGCGAAGUAGGUAGUUUUGAUAUGAUUUAUUGUAAAUUGUAUUGUAAAGUAGUAUGUACUUUGUUGUAAAGAAUUGUUUUUUCGAAAUUUAGGUGGAUUGAAAUUUUCCAUAUGUUAAAGUGCCAGGAAUAUUGAUGUCUUCCAAUAUUUUUUUUAUAUAAAAUAUGUUAUCUAUUGACAAAUUAGAUAAAAUCGCCUAAAUGGAUAAUGUAGACGUAGAUUCUUUAUUUAUGGAUCAACAUUUCAAAAUGUGAUGCCUGUAAGAAAUGUCCCGUUGGGUAAUUGUAUAAUAGUCAAUUUGAUUAUGGCUUGCUACAGAUGCAAACGUAAUAAUUUCAAUACACUCCACGAUGGAGCCAUUGCUACUAACACAGUUUAUAGAAAAUCUGGGCAGUUUCAAAAUUUAAUGAAACAUUCUUAAACAAUAUUCAGAAGAGCAAUUAAAUACCAUUAUUUUAGGGAUAUAUCGUAUUCUUCAUUACGGAUACUUACUGCCACGUAAUAUGAGCAUUGUUAGUUUUAAAGUACGAAUAACAAUUGAAGCGACAAAGGCAUCUAAAAUGUUUAAGAAUGUUUCGUUAAAUAAGUAUGUAGGAGGCGGAGG
Molecule: messenger RNA, 2672 nt
Organism: Chilo suppressalis (striped riceborer)
Lineage: Eukaryota; Metazoa; Arthropoda; Insecta; Lepidoptera; Crambidae
Source: the annotation of a GenBank genome assembly